AUGUCACCUAAAUCUACGGGGGCUCCUUCGUCGUCUUCUUCCUCUCGCCCGUCCACCCCCGCAUCUCGUCCUCAUCCUCGGAAACCCAAAUUCAGCGCCUUUUCACGAUCGCACUCGCCCUUGGAGAGCAGUCAGACCAAUUUUUACGAUACCCACCGUCCUUUUCAUUUGGCUUCCACCGCACUGUCUGCAGCUCACGCGGCAGGCAUGGCCAAUUUUACCCGCAACUUUAGCCCUGCUGGUUCAGGUGCGAGGCACAAUCCUACGGGAGGCAUAUUCGCCACGACCACCGCCGUUCAACAACACAUUUAUCGUCUCGAACGUGAUCUGGAAAAAUUAUUUCGUAAUCUAAGCGUCCGAAAUCGUCAGGCCAGUUUCGUUGCAUCCACUACUAACCUGUCGGACACCAGCAAGAACGAUCCCAGUAACAAAUCAUCGCCUUCUUUCAAACGUACCUUAUUUGCAAGACAGUCCAGAACUGAUCCAUUCCGUUCGCCUAUGCCUUCCAGCUCACAAAUGACGUUUGCCAUCAACGAAGAUAUGCGAUCCAAUGAAACACAUAUUUCUCGCAUCAUGACCUCGUUAAUGGAUACCAUGCAGAAACACAAGUUGGCAACAUGGCUUCCUUUAGCACAAGAUAUCCUGGCCAUUCUUUCCCUUCCAUUCGACCAAAAGCCGCUUAAAGUGGAUGAUUGCAAACAAGCGCUGGACGUAUUUGAUUAUAUUCGCGAACAUUUUAAGCAAGUCGAUCCGAGACUUCGUAUUAUUUCCACGCUCAAACUUUUGCUAGCCCCAUGCAUGGGCAAUCCCACCUUGAUUCCAUCCACACCUUAUGCGUUUCAUUCGCUUGUUUAUGCACUUGUCAAUGGCUUGGUCCACCGCAGCGCUCAGUCUUCCCCGCACGAUCGACCUAUUUCUCAAGAUCAGCACGAGUACGAGCAUAUUCGAGCCAGCGUGCUGAAUAUGUUUGACAGCUUAGCCAAUGGUGAUAUGAUCCCGGUCCAUGGAUCAUCCAAUUGGGUUCACUAUCAUCAAUCUACCGAAGAUACCAUACCAAAGCUGGUCGCCAAACUAUGUGUCAUCGAAGCCCUUUGUCGUAUGCUGAUGGUGGGUGGAGGAACUCAAAUCAAUCCAUACGUGGGAAAUGCAGAUAAUUCGUGGGCUGUUACCGUCCGGCAACGAAAUAGAGAUCGCAUCAUCCUACAGGAACUUUUACCGCGCUAUUGGAUUGAACCUGGUCCAGACACUCGUAUGGGUUUUCGUUUGAUUAUAUUCAUUUUAACUGAAGUUGCCGCCGAAAAGUUUCUCGCUGCCACAGUAGAAGAUUUAAAAUACGAGGAUUCUACGGUAUCGUUAAUUCUCCAAUUCGUGCAAGAGAAAUUGGUGGCUUCGAAAUUACAGGUAUACUUGACGGAACCGCGAACGGAUGUGGUCGACAAGGUGGUGACCACCAACGUAAUUUCCAUGUUACUGGCGAGCUUAUCGAUUGCCAGUUUGGAAAUCCCACCGAAAAUUGAGCCUCGAUCCCCCAGCUUGAGUCCUCAGUUAUCCGUUACAGAGUUUCCCGCGAGUGAUACAGCCAGUUUAUGGACUAAUAACGAUAAAACCGAUCAAGCCAGUGUCUACAGCUCGACGAACCUCAGUGACGCUCCCGGAGUAAGACAGUCCUUGAACGCCCUCAAGCAAAUGAUUGAAGAGUGCUGGCAGGUGGGCUACCAAGACUUUAUCUUGAACGGCGUCGAAGCCAUGUUGGAAGACGCUACCAGCGAACGCGUGGUACGAGUGUUUGAAAAUCUGUCGUUCCACAUUGACAGCACCAUAGGUGAAGAGAUAGUGAAAAGGACUCUGCCGACCCUGUUUCGUCGCUUGACCGCGACUUACCCGUCGCCUAUUUCUUCUCUUUGCAAGUUGCUCGUCCAGUUAUCCAAACGUCAUCGCCCCGCAUUUUACAAACCGGUGGUUGCCUGUGUAGCUUGCAAUGAUAAAGAGAAGGUGGUCAGUUACCUCACGCUUCUUUCUUGUUUAAGACGGUACAUGUCCGGCGUUGAUCUUUGGAUGGUCGACUCCGAGAUGAUAACUGUGCUUCUUCUAAGCGACGUGGGCAAGAAGAAAAAACAACCACAACGACAGAAGAACCAACCCGCUUCACCCUCUUCGGGACCUCCGGGGGACACUCAACAACAUCAUGCCCAGGUCGAGUGGGGAAGCACGUCACUGGGUCAAUGUGCGAUUGCUGCGGAAUUCAUGUGGGCCAUCAAAGAGUUACGAGCCAAACAGCAUGACCCGUCGAGAAACAUGGAAGAGGAUGAAAUUGCCAAGAAAUUCCUGAUCGAUCUGGAGAGACGGUUCUCCGUUUUCAUGGCAGCCAAGGAGAAAUCAAUCCUCAUUCCCAUCACGCUGCGUGUCAUUUUGUGCAAUAUUUUUCUCGACAUUCGCUUUUUCUGCAACACCACGCAUCGACCCGGAUGGCUCAGUCGGGCCAUUGAAUGGACGAUUCAACCCGUGGUUCCUACAGUCAACGCAUUCCUCACAUCCAGUCACCAUGCCGAUCAGGGCAUGGAGUCUGGCACUGAUAGCCGAUUGUCUCGUGCGUCCUCAGGAACCUUGCAUGUGUGGCAUUUGGAAGAGAUGGCAACAAAGUUUGAGACUUUACAUGAGGUAUAUAAGGUGAUUGUCGAACAAUUGCAGCAUGAAUCGAGUGCCUAUCACGAUUAUACCGAUCAGCCCGCGAGCGCGAUACCCAAGGAAGGCUAUUCUUAUUCCGAACGACAGAAAGUGGAUGAUCUCAUUGAUACCACCAUGCAUGGCGACGCCGCGGACCGGAUGCUGACUAUCCGUAACCGACGUCAGCUUACGAUUCAAUCCAUCUAUCCGAUCAGCCGUACCACCGCUUCCUCCUUGGAUAUUCAGCCCCCGUCCUUGUCUGUUAAAAGAGGCGGCAUCCAUCAAGAAGGUCCCGCCACCGUGUUGGCCAAAACUCGUGUCGAAAACAUAAAAUCCAUGAAUCAAGAUGCGUUCGGGUCGGUCCUUUCCUUGUUGGUGGCUGUAUUCACCACACUUGUGCCUCAGGAAUACAGUCGUCUCGCUCGUCCCUUGUGGGAUUGCUUUAUCGACAAUCCGAAUACCCUGGCGGCGGUCCCUGCCGCCUUUUUGUUAAUGCAAUGCGGUGAAAAAAUUCCAAAGACAGUAACCGAUAUUACCACCCAUGAUCUUUACUGCUAUAUUCCUGUUUCAUCGAGAAAACGGCCUUUUCGUGGCGAUAGCGGGGCGUUCUCGACCCCGUUUGUGCCAACCGAUCUGGGAAGUGAUCAAAUGACGAUGGAUGAACCUCGAUGGAUGGCCAAGUUGAAGAACACAAACAACUUUCCCAUUGAAUUGAAGCGGCAAAUUCAGGAAUUAGGCUGGGGCGAUGACGAUCAGGGCGAAGAGCAUGAAGCAUUGAAAAAGGUUCUCAUCCCGCUUGGGGUGCUACCGUCCCUUUUCAUGACGGAAGAUGAAGAUGAAAUAGAGGAUGGCGUCAACGAAGGCCCUCGAGCGAAUGGUGACGGCCGCCCUGAAGGGAAACGCAUUGAUGUCACGAAAAUUAUUACAAGAAAGAAACGCGCCGCGGCGGUGCACUCGUUGACGAUCGCUUUUGUCAGCAUGGUGGAUUUGCUCAAUGACAAUUACGGUGGCAAUUUCAAUGCGCUUCACGAGUUGUUGGAGUAUGUAAUGCGAGACGAUGCGGCUUUGUUCCUGCGCGUAUUCCUCAACGAUCUCGGCAAACACAAGCCGGACCAUCACCGCGACAUCUUGACCCGCGUGCGGUAUUUGAUCGGAAUGCAAGCAAAACUGCCGCCUGGGUUUACGCAUAUCUUGUUCAACUAUUUGGCGGGGAUGUUAAAAUGGUUGGCACGAGAGAACAAAGCCGACGGGUUACUGCUCAUGACGUUGAUCCAUCCGAUCCUUACCGAGUUGAUGAUUUCCACCAAUGAAAUCUCUUUGCGAGAUCUGCGCAAAAACAAGAUUGAGCUCAUUCUGGUGAGCAGCGGUCGAUUCUGGUUUACGCAGGAGCAGCAACCGGCGGCCAUGUUUCCACAUGAAUUGACCGACACACGUUCCCCUUUUACCAUUUUGGAUAUUCCCUGGGAUAUAUUUGCCGUGUCCUUGGUUCGCAUUAGCCAUUUGCAGCUGUUGACCAAUUUCCUCAUCCGAUACCCGCGUGAAGUAUAUGCUGUCAAAAAAUCGGUGCAGAAUUACGAGCAUACCCCGAUUCCUGGCAUGCCGGCCCCUGGUGCCAGUAUCGAAUCGGACGAUUAUUAUUUCCCAAACCUCGACUUGCGCAAACGCCGCGACAGUGAAAUCAUCUUUGAAGACGAGGAAGCCUCCGCUACCGCCUACUACGAGGAAAUCAAGCCCCAACGACGACCGACGCAGCAAGUCGAGGACAUCAGGAACCUGGCUGUCCUGCGGGCCCGUGUAUGGCUUCGCUUUAUCGACAUCUUGCUGACUGGUCUGAAUAAGAAUUACAAUGACCGUGCCGAGUUUGAAAACAUUUUGCGAUCCGUCAACAGUAUCAUUAUCGAACAUGCGAACGAUUUUGGAAUCCUUGGCCAGGCCGUCCUAUUGUAUACACGUGUGGUGACUCGAUUUAAGCGGUUGUUUGUGUCCAGUCAUGGUUACAGCGCAUUUUUGCCUGCUCUUUUCAAAGUGUUUUGCGAAAUGGACCGCUACCCGCAUGUAAGGUCGGCCAUCACGUUUGCUUGGUGUCGAUUCUAUGCGGUGCACGAAGAAGCGUUUGUAUUUCAAAUGUUGGGUGUCUUGGUACCUCUGAUUCUCAAGGGAUAUUCGAAAUCCGUACGCCUGGGGGCUUGGAUGACGGAUAAUUUGUUUGCAUUGAUGCAAGCCAUGAAUAACCCACCGCCAUUGGGGUCGACAUCGGACGUGCUUGGCCUUCAGCUGCAGGUGGAAUUGGAUGAUCUCGAGCGCAAUAUCCACGAACAGAUCGAUAUCGUCAGCAAUCCACUUGCGGUUCCUCUGUCGACGUCGCUCCUCAAACCGUUGAAACGCAGCAUGGCCGUACCGAUGGUGGCGCCCGAGAUCAACCACUACAAGAAUAUUCCAUUUCCUUUGCAAAAUUUCGUCAAACUGUUUCUCACCAUCAUUGCGUAUGAUCCCGGUUCACUGCGUGCCGAACAAUUUGUCAAGAUGUUUCGUCACAUGCUGCCUCGCUUCUUUAAAUUGGGGGGUUUGAAAGACUUGAUGACGGAAGGCAUUGUGGCCUUGAUUGACGUUUUUGUCAAAUUCAGCAAGAGCGGACGACCCGUGUUUGGAGGGUUGGGAGGAGGCGGUGGCGCGUCUUCGUCGGGCCAAGCGAAUCAUGCUCAUCAGGGCAACGAAGCCAAUGCCACCACGAGCGAAGAUCGUCGCGCAUCCACAGGGGGGACCAUCAAUGAUUCGACCCAGCACGCGUACGGCAAACAAUGGCAGCAAAACGAUCGCCUUACCAUCAAGAAGGAAUUUGUUCUGUUGGUGCAUGAAUAUUUUAAAAACGGGGGCACGUUGUCCGAGGUAAAUCAUGAAAAGAUGGCGAUGAUUAUCAGAAGUAUUUUACGAGAAUAUGGCGCGCUCCGGGGCCACCUUUGUUCUACGGACUGGAUCAAGAUUUAUCUAGUGGAUUGUUUGAAUUCCAUGGUGGAUAUGAAUCUGCGAAAUUAUACCAAAGCUUUCAAAAAGCUCCUUACCCAAAUCUAUACGCAAUAUCGAUCUCAGUGGAAAACGGUGGAUGGGGCAGAUUUGUAUGAAGGAUUGGCGAUUGUUCUCGAACGAGGUCAAGGCAAGGCGGUCAACAUGCAUGAUAUUGCAGGAUUGAUCAAAGACCGAUUCGUGCUAUUUGGUUUAUCGUUGGCCGCACGUCAAGCGUGGGCCAAUGAGACCGAACGUCAAUCCCGGUUCUAUCAAGCACUCGUGCGGGUGAUCGUGGCCAUUAUGGAGAAUUCUACCCAGGAUGUGCUGGAAACCAUCGAGGCGCUUGCGCCGUCGUCUUUCCUGAUGGGCAAAAUUGUGGUACCCAUUGCGCUUCAGUUUGGGUUGCAGUGGAGUUCGCCUACAGUGUCUGCCAAUCAGAAAUACCGGCCGGAUCCCACCAGUCACUGGAUGCGAUUACUAGGCUACAUUUCGCGAGCAUGCCACCAAGCAUCGCUGCUCAAAGGCAAAGCCCCCGGAUUUUUACUGACGGCGUUGACAUCGAAUAUGGCGCAGAGUACGAAUCCAGAACUGGGCGAGACAUCGGAAAUACCAGAAGACGUCGUCAAGCAACCGCCCAUGGAUAUUGCACUUUUGCUUUCCAUGAGUCUCACGGCGCUGCAAGUGGUGCUCAUCCGGGGCGCUGCCUCGUUUGAUAAAAUGAAAGGCGCAUGGAUGCAAGUGGCGCAUUUUUUGAAAGGCACUUUGAUCUUUGCCCAGUCUCUGAAAUCACUGAAACCACGUACGAGCGGUUCCGGUCGAUCGAGUCCGCAUCUGCUACCAAGUUCGCCGGGAUUUUCUCCUUUGCCAUGGUCACUCGGUCCUAGUUCGCCGGGUCCUCGUACGUCGGUGGCCGGCAGUGCGGUCGGUUCGACGGCUACGGUGUAUGAUUUCGCGACCUGGCGUCUUUUGGAGUUUAUUGUCAGCUACCGCAGUCCACUGAUCCUGUCGCUAAGGGGCUACAUCCAUGAAAAAUUACGUGACGGGAAUUCAAGUUCAUAUCCACGAAGUUCGUCCGUAUACAGUACGAGUCCGCGAACGAGCGGUUAUGCGCAGCAUUCACCCGCGCCGACGAUGGAUUCGCAAGGUCGACGAUCGCGUUGGCGAAGUUGGGGCGGAGGAUCAUCGUCGUCGCCGAAAGAAACUGUGCCUGCCGUCAAUAUCAUUGGGCCAUCUGAAGGUGAGACGGAAGCAAAGAGCUCUGUGGCUCCGGCAUCGUCUCCAACGUGUGGCCUGGGUUUGCACAUUCCUUCCACACGCAGUGUACCUCCUUCACCGAGUUCACCCUCUUUAUCUGUCCACGCCGCGUCUUCCCCGGGAGGAUCCGAUACCGAAGCAGAGCCCGGAUUAGGUGGACCACGCAGCAGCUCGUCCAAUCUUUCUGCCAACGAUGCGGCACGGGCCUUAUUACAAACAUCAGAAGAAUCGGCCGAAUCGCAAAAGGUGUCACCGACACUGCACAGCGUUUACGCCGAAAGUAUCACGGCCAUGACGAACGUGCAAACCGUGAUGGGAUACCGUCCAACGCUCACUUGGGCCGCCGAAACAUCCCAUGGCCGAGUACGACCGUGGACUUACUCUGAGGCUGUCAAAAAGACCAUUGCCGGGUGGCAGUUGCUGCUGCAACUGUGUCAAGAGCUGGAGGUCGAUGACAGUGCUGUACGAUCUCAGAUCAAUAUCGAGUAG
Radiomyces spectabilis is the source of this 7410-nucleotide messenger RNA. RefSeq lists its product as uncharacterized. Gene Ontology annotation, biological process: monoatomic cation homeostasis. Lineage: Eukaryota; Fungi; Mucoromycota; Mucoromycetes; Mucorales; Radiomycetaceae. Gene Ontology annotation, molecular function: monoatomic cation channel activity. The record is from RefSeq and is a predicted model, not a curated record. The coding region runs from base 1 to 7410 and encodes 2469 amino acids. Gene Ontology annotation, cellular component: axon; cation channel complex. The transcript has 8 exons.